CAAUGUUAGAGGAAAACCACUUGAAAGGGGGAAUUCCCCUGAAUAGUUCCACAAAUAAUUUGUUAAAAAACAAAUCAAGCAGCAAUCAGUAUGCAAAGCAACGACCCCGCCCGGUCACAGUUGAGAAAGUCCGUAUGAUAAUGGAGGAAGAAGGAAGGUCGGCACGGAACCUCGUCUCGUGGAAUAUACCCGUAGAUCAUGUGUACAAAGGUAAGAAACAUAAGAAGCGUGAAACAACGAACCGUGAUAAACGUAGCCAAUCUCACGUGGAAGAAAAUAAUCUGAAACAUCAUAAUAACUCAUCAGGAGACCACACCCCGGCCCCACCCCGCCGUUCCACCUCUGGCAGUCGCCGCCCCGUUAGCAUACGUGCGAGGUAUUGGGCGUAUUUGUUUGAGAACCUCCGCCGAGCUGUGGAUGAGAUUUACGCAACUUGUGAAGUUGAUGCGAGCAUCGUGGAGUGUAAGGAAGUCCUCCUCAUCAUCGAUAAUUACCGUCAUGAGUUCCAAGCCUUGAUUGAGUGGAUUAAUUUGCAGGAACGACUCGAAAACGCAGGAGACCACGACAGACCGACCUCGUUAGCUUGGGAAGUUCGUAAAUCUUCACCUGGACGGCCUCGACACAAAACGAGGGGUUCGUCGGCCCCACGUACCACCCCACGUGCCACCCCGGGGGUCCCAAUUAACAGGUGUUUGACAUAUGCUGCUUGCAAUCCACCCGAGCGACAUUGUGUAAAAAAUGCUGAGUCAGCAAACAAUGAGUCAGCAACUUGGGCGCAGCGUGUCAAAGGGGUGACUCAGCAGAAACGACCAGUUAAUAAUAAACCAACUGUUAAUGGUGACGGGGAUGAAUCCGGUUGGGAGACCGUUUCCUCUCGACGACCCCGUCACCCCAAGUAUAACCUUUCACCCAACGAGGAAGGAAAACCCCCAACCCGAGAACCAUCAAGUUACGUUAACAUGGUUGUGGAUCGUAUGAUGGGGGUCGGGGGGAGAGGGGGGUAUAACGGGGGCAACACUGUAAGCUCUGGGAAUCUAGCUGGAAACACUGUGAAUAUAGGAAACACUGGGAAAUCUGAAGAUGCUGGCAACACUGAAAAUAACAUUACCGCUGGGAAGAAAACUGCUGAGAACAAUAUUGGCAACACUGGAAAUGGUGUUGAAAGCGAUGCUGUUGUGUUCUCGGACAACUGGUACGAGGGUAAAGACGUGAAGGAAGGUUUAGAGAUCGGGAAGAUAUUGUUUCAGGGUGAUGAUGGGGAGGACACAAAAGAAACAAGUCUCGUGGAAAACAAAGAUUUGAAAACAGAUGAAAAUUUACAAAAUGGUGUUGAUGGAUUACUUGGCAACUCAUCAUUGGAGCAACUACAUAAGGAAGAAGAAACGCUCGCUCGUACGUUAUGCGAAGAACAUUCGGUGUCGAUCGCUGAAGCUGAGGAGACGGAACGCGACCUCAUGCGACAACUACGGGAGGUUGAGGAGGUCGACACUGAUUGUGAAAGCGCUCGUAGCAGCAGCGGGGCGAAGGAAUUGAAGUCGUUCGAUAAAAAUAUGAAGAAGAAUUUGGAUUGGUCGGAGUUCAUGGCGAAGUUUGAAGCUGAGGAGAUUGGCGCAGAUUGGUGCGAUUUGGUUGAAGAGGAAGAACUGAGGGAACCGGGGAGGGCUGUACAGAUGCAUGAGAAGCUGUCUUCACCUUCAAGGAGGAGGUUGGUCAGGACCCCCGCUGAAUCAAAAAGAAGAUUGGAGGAGAAACACCGACGAGCGGAAGAGCGUCGAUUGCAGAUGCAUCACGAGAAGUCACAGAAGAUCCACGAGUUAAGCGGGAAAGUACAAGAAGUUGUUUCGUGGAAGAAUGACUUGAUAAGGAGGCAGAGGGUGUUGUUGCAGUCGUCACAUAUUGAAAAGCUCCAACGUGCAGAGGAACAACGAGCGAUGCAAUUAUUGAGCAAAGUACGUAAAGCACAAGCAGAGGACACCAAGGUUAACGAGAUCGCUUUCAUUAAUGAACUUCAGGAGCAAAACAAGCGACACGAGGUACUGAUGCGAAUUGGUGAACACGAGGAGAGGUUGCAGGAGUUAGAAGACGAGCGGAACAAGAUGAACCAAGUUAAGUCGGCUAAGGAGGAAAACGUUAAGGAGCGACGACGUGCGUUGGAGAAAGUCCGUCAGGAUCGAAUGGAAGAAUUAAAAGUUCGGAGGAAGGAACAGGACGCGAGGAUUGAACAACAAAGAAUCGAUAAAGAGAAAGAAAGGGAGAAGAUGGCUAAGGAAAAAGCUAGGGAACGACAACAACGGUUGUCGGCGUUAAACGCAGCUCAACAAGAAGCUGUGAGUGAAUUACAAAAGAAAAUUCAACUCAAGCACGACGAGAGCGAGCGUCGCCACCAGGAACAACUCGAACAACGCAAAGGAAAAGCCCAAGAAUUAAGUCUUGGAAAGUUUUCGUCCGUUGUCGCUACAUCACCCCAUGUGACCAGCUGUGAUAAAGUUGAUCAAUCGAUUGAAACAACAAUUGAAACGACACUCGAUCUAGAAAACCUCGUCGAGGAACCAACGAUGACAUCACCACGGCAACAGCAGGAUGAACAAUUAAACGUUUCAAAGGAAGAACUGCUGAAGAUUGAAGAAAGAAGAAAAACAAUGAAAAAAAGAUCAAAGAAAAUUCGGACAAGAAUGGCCACUAGAGCGAAGGAAUAUUUGAAACGAAUUGAAAACAAGAAAGAAGAAACGAACAACAAAAGCAGGAUUGGUCGAUUGCUAAAAGAAGUGAAUCGACUAUUAACCAAUCAGCAAGCUAGUAGUGGUCCGUGGCCGACCAAUAAGAUCGCUGCGUUUGAUCGAGCCAUCGGAGAUAUAAAUAGAACGCUGGAAAAACAGAAUCCUCUCGACCAAUCAGCGUUCAGAACGAACCGCGGUUUCGAAACAAUUAACGAAAUCUUCGACAAUCUUCUCAAACAACAAUCGACUACUUCCGGUGGCUGUGACGUCACAACCAUCCUACCAGACAAGUCUAUAAGCGCUGCAGCUCUCUGCUUCCACCAUGCGUGCCACGGUUGUCAUGACAACGCCAUCCACGUGCUUUAUUCCAACAAGAUGACGUCAUUGGUGGAUCUUCUACUCGUACAUCUAACGAGAUGCGACCCUGGCGUUCCACGAACAAACAUCGAGUCAAUAUUCGGGUGUGUGCCUCCCUCGUUGUUGCGUGGGUUAUCUACGGUGGUUGGUGGGUUGGCUGGUGAUGGGGGGUUGAGGGGGUUGGGGGAGAAAGAUAGAUCGUUCGUUCGAUCGAUACUGAUGACGUCAUCAAACGAUGACGUAAGAAAGGCAGAGGAAAGUUACUUGAACCGUGGUUUGGACGUUGUAAGUUACAUCGUGUCCAUCGGCUUACUCGACACUUUAAGCAAAUAUCUCAGUGUUAUUCGUCACGAGGUGGCGCCAGCGUCCAACAUGGCCGCCUUUAUAGAGCACUCGUUGGCUUUUCUAGAAUCUGUUACUUCGUUCGUCACAAUGCGAAACAGGUUUUCUCCUGAUACGCAACUUCCGGUCGCGAAAUCGCGUAAAAAGAAAUCGAGCGACCGCGAUUCAUCUACGUCACAAUGGGACAAUGAUCCAACACAAUUGUUACCAACACUGGAACAUACAGAAUUAAUGGGAAUUAUAUCGGUUUUAUACGGUUUAUUAUUACACGGAGCCCCAGAACGGCCCACAGUGUUAAGAUCCACCAAGGAUUCCAACGAAUCUCACAGAAUUGCUCCUCGCGCUCUUAUUGUUGCAUCAGCUGUUAUUAAAGUUUUGAACGCUGUUGCUUUGAUGGAUCUUCCAUUGUUGCAGUCAAGUCUUGGGGCCGACGGUGUGUCAUUGGAGUAUCGUCACAUAUGCACUUACUUGUUGUGGUAUUGUGAGGAAUAUAAACACACGCAGUUACUUCAUGAUACGAUUGUAUGUGUUGGAUUCUUUACUAUAUUGAACACCAGGAACCAGGGCAUCGUAGACACAGGAGCCCAACCCACCAUCCUCCAGCAGCUGUGCUUGCUACCGUUCAACUACUUCAGCAACAAGUCAUUGAUGAACAUAUUGUUCCCAACCCUUAUAUCGUGUUGUCAUCAUAAUGAGGGAAACUUCAAUACCUUGGAGAAGGAAGCGAGCGGCUCGCUCUUGGCCGGAUAUAUAGAGAAUUUUCUUGAAGAAAAAAAUUUAACGGAAGAAUCAUCGAAGCGGAACGAAGAAAACUCCAAUCCGAUAUUUUCGUCUCCUCUCUUCAACCUACAAUUUCUACAAACAUCGAAAUCCUAUUUCGCUCGUGACGUCACCGAGGAUAAUGACGUCACCGAGAAUAAUGAUGUCAUCAUGGACAAUGAUGUCACCAUGACCUGAGCUAAGUCGAGGAUUGCGUCACAACUACGUCAUCACUGUUGUUUUGGUUUUUGCGCACGACACUUUUUCUGUUCCUUGCAGUUAUAUAUUAUUUUUAUGUUAUUUAUUUAUUGUUUCUAUGGCUUGGUGGUAGUCUCGUGUUGGGGAAACUCCCCGUAUUAGUUGAAUACACGCUUGUUUGGAAAAUCAAA
Messenger RNA from Ciona intestinalis (vase tunicate), 4564 nucleotides. NCBI's taxonomy places the organism in Eukaryota, Metazoa, Chordata, Ascidiacea, Phlebobranchia, Cionidae. The record is from RefSeq and is a predicted model, not a curated record.